Messenger RNA from Phascolarctos cinereus (koala), 1221 nucleotides. Its product is annotated as F-box only protein 6-like. Gene Ontology annotation, biological process: glycoprotein catabolic process; SCF-dependent proteasomal ubiquitin-dependent protein catabolic process; ERAD pathway. Gene Ontology annotation, cellular component: SCF ubiquitin ligase complex; cytoplasm. NCBI's taxonomy places the organism in Eukaryota, Metazoa, Chordata, Mammalia, Diprotodontia, Phascolarctidae. Gene Ontology annotation, molecular function: protein binding; ubiquitin protein ligase activity. The record is from RefSeq and is a predicted model, not a curated record.
GAGGGCCAGGAAGCUCGGGCUGAGUGUUUACGGAAGCUGCCGAAGCCGGAGUCGCUGACGGAUCCAAGAGAGCGGUCUGCCAGCCCUGUCCAGCCCAGCCUAGCCCCGAGCCCCCAGCUCGUGUGCGGCUUGUGAUGAGAGCCCUCCUAUUUAUUCGUGGGCACUGGAAAGGGAGACGAUUUUAGUACGAGCCAGAACUCAAGAAGUAGAGAAACGAGAGGGGAACCCUUUUGAAAAGCCGCCUGCCCUCCAUCACCCAGCAAACACUGCCUCCUCCUAGGCUUGUGCCGACAGUGGAUGAUUGCCCAUCCCUGGCCCUGGCACCAGGGCCAUGGCCUCCAUCAAUGAGAUGCCCGAGAACGUCCUCCUGGAGCUGUUCUCCCUCGUGCCAGCUCGGGAGCUGCUGAGGCACUGCCGGCCAGUCUGCAGCCUGUGGAGGGACCUCAUCGACCUGGUGUCCCUGUGGAAACGCAAGUGCCAGAGAGAGGGCUUCAUCUCCCAGGACUGGGACCAACCAGUAACUGACUGGAAGGUUUUCUACUUCCUCUGCAGCCUCCAGAGGAACCUGAUCCGAAACCCCUGUGCCCAAGAGGGCUUGGAAUUUUGGACAAUUGACCAGAACGGAGGAGAUAACUGGAAAGUGGAAGACACGCCUGGAGCCCAUGGCAAAGAGUUUCCAGACCCCAAAGUCAAGAAAUACUUUGUCACCUCCUAUUACACCUGCCUCAAGUCUCAGAUGGUGGACCUGAAAGCUGCGGGGUACUGGAAAGAGCUGAUGGACACCGUGAGGCCGGACAUCGUGAUCAAGGACUGGUUUGCUGCCAGAUAUGAUUGCGGCUGCCGCUACCAGAUCUGUGUGCAGUUACUGUCAGCAGACUACCUUGUCCUGGAUUCAUUUGAGCCCCCACCGGUGGAGAUCAAACAAUGGAGUGAUUGCGAGUGGAGAGAGGUCUCCCACACAUUCUCCAACUACCCCCCAGGAGUUCGUCACAUCCGCUUCCAGCAUGGUGGCAAUGACACUCAGUUCUGGGCUGGGUGGUAUGGCUCCCGAGUCACCAACAGCAGCAUCACUAUUGGCCCUGAGGUUACCAAGAAACCCAGUCCUACAGAAGACACAGCCAGAUGCGGCAACUAGAUCUGGACCCAGAUGGAAGGAAUGGUGACAGCGUCUUCCUACUUUUCACAGCUUUGAGUUUUCAAUAAACACUUUCCAUAUAGACA